CACACUGUUGGCCAACUUUAAUUAAAGUUUUUAGCACAACAAAGAGAGAGGCAAUAAAGGCAGUUAAAAAUAUGGGCGAAACGGCAUUGGCGACGCAGACCGGGGACUCGGCCUACUGUUUCGAUAUCCUCAGCGUGUCCACGCUCUUUGAGAACAGCCUGAUCGGGGAAGAUGACGUCCAAAUGGACGCCUACUUAACUGCCUACGAGGAAAUCAUGAAGUUCUUCCAGCUGAUGGGCAGUGUCUUCAGCUUUGUGAGCAGCGAUGUACGCAGCAAGAUAGAUAUUUUGUAUACCCUGAGGGCCACGGACACGCAGGAUGUUCGGCAUUUUGAGACCUUUAAGACCAUGCUGGAGUAUGAAAAGGAGGAGCAACUGCUGACAAAAAAGGGCUACGUGUCCGGGAGUCGUACGCUUCUCCGUCUACAUCGCGGGCUAGACUUUGUCUACGAGUUUCUCCAUCGCGUUCAGGAGCUAGAAGACGACCAAAAGACGGUGGACGUGUGCAAGACCGCCUACGACGACACCCUGGGCAAGCAUCACUCUUUCCUAAUACGUAAAGGCGCCCGUUUGGCCAUGUACGCGAUGCCCACUAGGGGAGACCUUCUCAAGCGGGUCUGCCGCGAUGUGGAGCUGGCCAAGGAGAACCUGCCAUCAAUGCUAAAAAAUAUGCGCAUUAACUACGACCGUACGGAAAAGCUCUACACUCACCACGACUUGCACAGUCUGCCUUAGAAUCUAUGGAAAUGCCUGGGAUACAGUCACAAGAUGUGAUAAAGUGAUAGAUAAUGCAUACAAAUCAAUCAGUUUUAGCUUUUAAAUAUGAUAUUCUACAUUUAAGCGAGUACUCUGCCUUUUAAGAUAUAUAUCAACGACGAAUAAGCACCAAUCAGCCUCAUAUAUUUGUGUCCUUUUGUCCUCCCAAAUUGUAUGUUCUCGACCUUUAGCACUUUAUCACAGCUUGUGAUUACUCUAAAUCUAGUUAAUAUAGCAGAAAUAAUCCGUGUUGAGAUUGUAACUACAAGUAUUUAUGUUUUAUGGCUGCUUUAGGUUUAAUAUCUUCAUUCCGUGCAAUGUUAUCCCCAAAUAGGAAUCCCACUGCCCCAAAGAGUAAUUAAAACACCAUAAAAGCUUUA
Molecule: messenger RNA, 1135 nt
Organism: Drosophila serrata
Lineage: Eukaryota; Metazoa; Arthropoda; Insecta; Diptera; Drosophilidae
Product: ceramide-1-phosphate transfer protein
Biological process (GO): ceramide transport; intermembrane lipid transfer
Cellular component (GO): cytosol; cytoplasm; membrane
Molecular function (GO): ceramide 1-phosphate transfer activity; ceramide 1-phosphate binding
Source: RefSeq, a predicted model, not a curated record